Messenger RNA from Rhizophagus irregularis DAOM 181602=DAOM 197198, 345 nucleotides. RefSeq lists its product as uncharacterized. The record is from RefSeq and is a predicted model, not a curated record. Lineage: Eukaryota; Fungi; Glomeromycota; Glomeromycetes; Glomerales; Glomeraceae.
AUGUCUAUUAAAAACCGUCAAAAGAAAAAAAAGAAAAGUAACAAAGGACUAAAAGUUUUUUGUAAUUGUUUGAAAUGCAAAGGCCAAAAUUUAGUUUCAAUUUCAACACGUACACGUCAUCAAAAAAAAUACUCUCAAAGUGGAAAUAUUCAAAAAUCAAGUACUGAUGAGCAAGAAUCUGAUAAAGAUGAUGAAAAUAUUGAGAUUUUGAAACGAGAAUCAAGCAAAGAUGAAGAAAAUGACAAAAAUACUGAAAUUUUAGACUUAGAAUCUCCUAAUUACGAACCAAUUUUUCAAGAAACUAUUGACAAAUCUGAUAAUAGUACAUCAAUAGAACUAAACUAA